Diatraea saccharalis (sugarcane borer) is the source of this 4198-nucleotide messenger RNA. The record is from the annotation of a GenBank genome assembly. NCBI's taxonomy places the organism in Eukaryota, Metazoa, Arthropoda, Insecta, Lepidoptera, Crambidae.
CACUUUCCCGCAGAAAAUAGGGUGUCGAAUCUGUCCUAUAACCUCCGUUAUAUUUAUUACUAAUUUAAAGAUCGAAAAUGAAUCUUUUAUGAUAAUUGUGGAUUAAUUUGUGUAAAGGUUGUCAUAAGUGAUGUUGUGUAAGAUCGUUUGUGUUCUUGCGGUAAUUCUGUAGUGUUUUUAAAAAUUAAACAUGGCCUCGAACCGAGGAAUUCAAAUCGGAUCCGCGUGGUUUCAACGGAAGCUGAAUUUAAGGCCGCAGCACCGGGGCGUGCACCUUGUUACUGAAGAGAUCUUGAAGCAGGUGCCAGAGCUGACCCAGUUUGCUGUGGGCCUUUGCCAUAUCCAAAUAAUGCACACAUCUGCAAGUCUAGCUCUAAAUGAGAGCUGGGAUCCUGAUGUUAGAGACGAUAUGGAAAUGAUGCUCAAUAAAAUCGUACCAGAAGGCUUGCCUUAUCGCCACUCAUGCGAAGGGCCUGAUGAUAUGCCUGCACAUGUUAAAGCUUGCUUUCUUGGAUCCUCACUGACUAUUCCCAUAACAGACGGCAAAUUAAACCUGGGGACGUGGCAAGGGGUCUGGCUUUGUGAGCAUCGAAAUCAUGCUGGAAGCCGAAAGGUGGUGGUGACGUUGUCGGGAUGCCCUCGCGACUCACCGCUGUCGCCGGUGUCGCCGGCGUCGUGCUCCAGUUAGGAGAGGGGGGGGGGCGCGACCACCCCCCAUACUCACUCGCACUCGCGCCCCUCCUCCAAGAGCACGCGGAGGUAAACUCUGCGUCCACACCUUUUAUAUCCCCGCACCUAACAUAGAUGUUAGUUCUUACUAUUAUCUUCGGCGACAAUAUGUACAUAAGAUUAAUAUUUUGUAACGCUUCGCGUGGCAGGUUCGACCACUUUUAAUGCACGCCCUCGAUCGUUUCGAUCUGAAGCGCUAGAGUCGUCUCGAAGAGGUUAUGAUGCGCCCGGCAAACUAGCGGACGUGAACGCACACUCUGAGAGAUCCUAUUUGUAAUACAACGUCUAUAGGAAUUGAUGAUUGACUAGCUUUCUCUAUAUUUUUAUUUCCGUUGAAGUGCCACGUGAAGACUGAAUGAAUCCCUAUUGAUGUUAUGUUCGGUCAGAAAUAACUGAACCCGUUGAAUUUGUACAAAAAAAAUAUGUGCGACGGUUUGAAAGUACUUAUACAUAAAGUAAUUGUUGUUUUGUUAUUGCGAUUUGUCGAUAUGUACAUACAUAGGUCAUGCGUGGACGUUGUGAAUUUCCACUUCGUAUCCUGGGCUGUUGAAAAGGUUGAUGUGGCACCUAUUUUUAACAUAAUUAUCCAUAAAAUACCUUAAGAUGAAUACAAUGUAAGAAUUGAUGAUUUGAUGAUGUGAUUUACUAUUUUUACUACUGCACUUGUUUAAAUUUUUUCAACUUCACUGGAUGACACACCAUAAUAUAUUUUAACAAGAAAGCACAUUAGGCAUAUUUGGGGUUGGAUACUCAUUUUAUUACACCAAUUUUAUAUGUAAUCGCACUGGUUAACAAUCAGUUGAUGUAAGAAUAAGAGCUGAAUGUAGGUAAUAUAGAUAAGUACUUUGUACGUGUAUGAUAGCUCCCUUCUUUCUCCGUGUUAGGUUAGACAUUAAUAACGACUAGUAUGUGAAACAUGUCCAUAGCUUUAAAUGUGUCACACCCGUUGUAUCAACGGGUCCUUCACGGGAUGACAAUGAGCUAACAUUUGGUACCACUAGUUAGUAGAUGUAUAUCAUUAUUCUUAAGAUCAUAUAAGUGCCUCGGAUUUAUGGGGUGGUCAUUUGUUAAUUUGCUUUUUUGUUUUCCUAGAUUUGAGAUAUGGUGAAAGUUAAAGCUUUUCUGUGUAAACGAUUUCCUCCCACACCAUGUAGGUAACCAACCUGGAUUUAUUUUUAGCCAGUUCUUUUGAAUACAAUAAUUGACCUCUGAUAAUGAACAAUAUAAAUGGAUUACAUUGCAUUUAUGGGAUUUAAGUUUUCUAUAUAUAUAUAUAUAUAUAUAUAUAAAGGCGUAUGUGUCUAGAUGUAUGUCUUCCUAUGUAAGUGCUAUCAUGUUAGUGUCAUGAUAGAAACUGAGUAAAUGUAUCAGGUACAUGUGGGCAGAGUUAGGGCACACAAAUGUCGUCUUUAUAUCUGGCCACAAAUUACUAUUAUAUACCAUAUAUAUAUCACUGUAGGUGAUUCCAAAUUGACAUCAAUCAUAUGCCACUCGUAAUAAGCAUCAGGUAGAGAGUGUGUGUAAUUUUAUAUGAGGCGUGUGUUGUAGUUAAAAAUACCGUACUAAUUUUUACAGGGUUUUAAACUCUGUUUUUACAGGAAUUUAAUAAUAUUUAUUCCAUAAUAGACAUACUGAGAUAUAAUGAGAAUAAUCUAGGGGUCGCUAUAAAGUUGGUUUAAUUGCGUUCGGCUUUAGAUGUCCCGUCGAGAUCGCGCUUAUGUGGCACAAUUUUACACUUGAGACUUAGUUAGGAGUUAAUUAAUUAUAAAUUGUAGCCUACAAUUGGGAGUUAGGAAGGUGGGACAGAGAGCAGUGCAUGAAUAUCGAGCCGACGUCCCUCUUCGUUGUUUUGAUACCGCAUUGUACAAAGUGUAGAUGUCGCAUACAUGAAGCAGUUUUGUCUCAUGGACAACUUUACUCACUUCACAUAGGAAGCUUAUUGUACUUUCAUACUCUGCCGUUGCGUAGAUUUGCCACAAAAUUGCGACUUAAUUUUUUUUUAACAAGACUUUAAUUUUUUUUUCAGAAUUAGCUUUACUGUGGUUAUCUUAGUAUGUUACUUGUUUUUUGUUCAGCGGUUAUGAAAAUAAUUUUUUUUUUAAUCUAGUAACUGGUUGUUUUUUGCAUGCAUUUUUUUGUAACUAGUCUGGUUUUUAGGGUAGUUCUCGGGGAAGUGGUGUAAAGAAGAAUGGCUUUUAAGUGCUUUUUUAAUGCAUAAAUAAGGAAAUGUAAAUAUUUUUUGCAAUAAUGUAACGUACAUGUAUAUUUGGACAUGUACAGUGAUUCAAAAUGUAAAAAUGUUCAAGUGCUAUUUAUUAUGAAUGUUAGGUAUGCCACUGCCAUUAAAAGAUUGCCUCUUUAAAAUAGUGUUGUUUUACAUUUUAUUUAUUAACGUCUCUAUUAAUGCUGGACAUACUAUUAAUUGAAGUUGAAACAUUCUUAUAUGCAUUUAUAUAAAUAUCCGCCGAAAGAAAUAAUGGCGACUGGUUCGUCUGGACAAAUCCACAUUCCAUGUUGACUGGAACAGUGUUGAUUUUUGUUGAAUUUAUUGUUUAUAUAUUUAGUAUAUAUAGUGUCCCACAUUAGGCUGUUACAAUAACAACGAAGUGUUUAGAAUUUACCUGUAAGUGGUAUUGCAUUCCGUAUCAUGCCUCCCGCCAGAUGUGGUAACAUAGCCUAUGUUAAAAAUAUGUGUUGAAUAAUAAAAUAUACUUGGUCCUAAAUAUCCGUACUCAAUACGUAAAAUAAUACGGCCAAUAUAUUAAAAAGGUUUACACUGUUUAUAUUCGAUUUCCUUUGUAACAUUCGAGUGUUUACCACUUAUUCAAAUGUAAUUAAUUAUAAGUGUAUAAAUUUCACAAAUAAUGGCACGGAAUUUUUAAUGUAACGUUUUUGGAUUAAUAAAUUCAGUAUUGUUACUUCGUUUGUCAUUUAUAUUAAUUGCACAUAGGAAAAUGAGGUUGUAAUCAGGAUUAAUAAAACUAACCAAAGGGAGACAAAUAAAAUGUGUGUAUAUUAUUUAAGAUUAUUAUAUCAAUGUAUGGUUAUAUAUGUACAGUUCAUUAAUUCACAUUUUCUUAGAGGAUUCUUGUCAGGUGUAUAUUGUUGGUUUUACGCUCACUUGUAAGUGACAUUGAGAUAUCGGUCACAAUAAAAUUUAAUUGUAUCAUAUAACUUGUACAAUAUAAAUAUAUAGAUCCACAAUUAUGAAAGAGAUUAAAUAUUUGCAAAAGUUAAUAUCUUGAGAGUUUUAUUUUUAUAUUACAAAAUUCUUAAUAUUCAGUCAUGUUCUAAUUCUAUUCUUAAAAAGUAAAUUAGUAUUAUCUUAUUAAUGAUGAGUAUUUCCUUAACUUGAUAUUUUGUGAGGUCCAGGGCCUUUAUCUGAAACAAAUGUAACAAUGCAAUUGUUAUUAAAUUAUAUCUGAUCAAUAUGCACAUUCUGGGAGUUGGUGCAUUGCGAGUAAAUGUG